Molecule: messenger RNA, 648 nt
Organism: Haliotis rubra (blacklip abalone)
Lineage: Eukaryota; Metazoa; Mollusca; Gastropoda; Lepetellida; Haliotidae
Exons: 3
Coding region: 46-648 (200 amino acids)
Source: RefSeq, a predicted model, not a curated record
AGGAUUUUGGAAGAACUGUUGCGCACAAGACUUACAUACUUGGAAAUGGAAGAUGUCUUGUGUUACUUGUCACUCAUGUCAGUUUUGCUCAGCAAUACACUGGGUCAGACAGUGUCACUACAAGGUUCUUCAUCUUCAGUGCUACUGGGUGACAGCUUCCAGUUGACCUGCACAGUGACUGGAGGCGGCCCUCUACAAGGAACACUGAGCUUCCAGCGGGGAGCAGGAGCAACACCAUACAGGCCAUGUAUUGUCAACUCUAGAACCUGUGCACAGUUCACUGGUGAUCCUGGCUACUCAUGUGGAUGUGUGACUGGACAGACAAGGAUAUUCUACACAAACAUCACAGCUGUCAGUAGAAAUGAUAGCAAUAACUGGACAUGUCAGGACAGUAACAGCAUCAGUAACACCAUCAGUAUGACCGUCCAGUGGGCCCCGUCGCUAUCACCGCAGAAAGGGCAGCGCCAUUACCACCGCAGACCUUCAAACCCAGGCGACUUCAUGCAGCAGUUCUCCCAACAGAUCAUGGAGAUGAUGGAGCACCGUUACGGCCUGGAAAAGAAGUCACAGCCAGCCCAGGUCCCAGCCCUGGCCUUCGCUAAGGCUCCAAUGCAGACGUCAUCUCUGAUGGGCCCGCCAUCAACGUGA